CUCUUUUCUCCUCAUAAAGAUAAGGGUGUGUGGAGCUUUAAAUUGGGUUACUUGGGAUCUUUAUUGUUGGUGUUUGGUAGUGGUGGAUUGGUGGAGGGUGGUGGUUGUGGUUGUGUGUCUCUCACUGUCUCUGUGUUGGGAAUUAAAAGGGUGUGUGAGAUAUGGGAAGGUCUCCUUGUUGUGACAAUAGAGGAUUGAAGAGGGGGCCAUGGUCAGCUGAAGAGGAUGAGGCUCUUCUGAACUAUAUCAACAAGAAUAAUGGCCAUGGCAGCUGGCGCUCUCUCCCCAAGCUUGCAGGUCUUCUACGCUGUGGGAAGAGUUGUCGGCUCAGGUGGACAAAUUAUCUUAGGCCAGACAUUAAAAGAGGCCCCUUCACCAAGGACGAAGAGAAGCUUAUCAUGCAGCUUCAUGGCAUACUCGGAAACAGGUGGGCUGCUAUAGCUUCUCAGUUGCCUGGAAGAACUGACAAUGAGAUCAAGAAUUUAUGGAACACACACCUGAAGAAGCGUCUCCUCCUCAUGGGGAUUGAUCCACAAACACAUAAGCCCGUUGACUCUAACUGUUUAACUAGCACAGCACCUGCUUCCCUGGCCACCCGUCACAUGGCACAAUGGGAGAGUGCUAGGCUUGAAGCUGAGGCUCGGCUUUCCAGGGAGUCAUCACUCUUCAGCCAACCUCCGGAGAAAUCCGAGCCUGACUAUUUUCUACGCUUAUGGAACUCUGAAGUUGGAGAAGCAUUCAGAAACCUCACUACCGUGGAUAAAUCUGCAUGCCCUAGCCCCAUUUCUCAGGCAUCUUCGUCGACGAAAUGUGGAUCAGUGUCAGCUGUGACAACAGAAGUUGGCAACACCUUAACAGGGUCAUCAACCAUGGCCGGAGACCAAAACGAGGAUAUGGAAGACAAGAUUUGCCAGACCAACACUGAAGAUGUGGGACACAAUAUUUGCCAGACCAACACUGAAGAUGUGGGAUACAAGAUUUGCCAGACCAACGCUGAAGAUUUGGAAUACAAGAGUUGCCAGACCAACACUGAAGAUAUGGGAUACAAGAUCUUCCAAUCCAACACUGAAGAUUUGGAGUACAAGCCCUGGCGGUUGAACACCAAAGAUGUGAUGGCCGGGUCGGACUCCUCAUGUUCCAAUGAUUUAGAGGACUCGUCGGACACUGCAUUGCAGCUGCUGCUGAAUUUCCCCAUUAACAAUGACAUGAGCUUCCUUGAAGACAAUGUGGAUGACUAUGCAACAACUUCUGCUAGGUGGACACCCAAUUCUUUCAUUUGCCCCCUCUGAAGCAGGCUUCGGAGGUUCUUUUUUGAGGAUGCUGUUCGAAUUUUUGGUGGUUGUCUUCUAUAAGCUGUCAAUUUAGUUAGAGAGCUAAGAGUAAGGUUCCUGUUUUGAUACAUUUUAGCUUACAAGUUAGAGGCAGUGCUGUUACCACUAAGUAGGCUUUCCUUAACAAAUCUUAGUUUGUUCAGGAUUCAGUAUAUAUAGUAGAUACAUAUUCCUCAAUCCUUUCAGACAUGAAUUAACUAGUUAUAUCUCUCUUAUUGUCUUAAUGACAUAUAAUUUUGAUGCUCCAAGAACACAGCUUGGGGUUGGCUUAAAACUAUUUAAAAUUCUAAUAUACUGGUGCCCCUGCAUAGGAAAUGCCAGAUGCCGUUACUAUACAGAGGAAGUAGGCUUUGUCAUUGCCAUGCUCUGGUUCAGUUCAGAUACUCUUAUUGCCUGUUAUCUGCCUGGUGUUUGGUCCCUUUUUUUUUUCUUCCGGUUUCUUGAAAGCUUUGUUUUGAAAGCUGAGCAAACCCCGUGAGGCUAUAAUCCACGGUCAAGUUCCGGGUGAUUACAAGUCAUAGAAGAUAGCUUCCCAACAGUAUAUUGAAAUUUGAAAACUCAUUUACUGAUUGGGAACUGCUGUUGGCAUUCCAAAAAUGUCAUUCUGCACUCCUCUGGUAUAAAACGAGAAGGGAAAAUUGCACUUGGAGGAGUGCACGAUGACCGCUAUGAAGUGUCAAUAACAGUUCCUACUAAUUUUCUGCGCAUGACAAAUGGUUAAACCAUCAGCAUUCCAGAGAGCCAAUGCAAAGUUCAACACAACAUGAAGCAAGAACGAAAGAUGAAUAGUGUAGAGUUAUCCCAUUACUAGAAAAAGCUUCAGUCCUCAAGGACAGCAACAUCUGAUCUUAAAUGUAUAUAACAAGUAACAAACUUGGACCUCACAAAUCAAAUACACUUCCUAUACAACUAUGGACGAUAACGAACAUUUGCUGAUUGUCCAGUCCAGUCAGUUCUCACACAAAACAUAGACCAAACAGGACCCGAACAAAAAGAAAAAAAAAA
This is a messenger RNA of Prunus mume (Japanese apricot), 2336 nucleotides long. It is a transcript of the gene MYB17, whose product is annotated as myb domain protein 17. The record is from RefSeq and is a predicted model, not a curated record. Lineage: Eukaryota; Viridiplantae; Streptophyta; Magnoliopsida; Rosales; Rosaceae.